GCUGUACGUCACUUCCUGUGGAGGGAAUUUAACCCGGAAGUGGGUGUAGUCUUUUAAGGGUGUAGUCUGUUUGAGGAAACAACGGAGAACCGAACCAGAACCAACCAGAGUCCGAAACCGGACCAGACCAGGCCGCAACAGACCUCCGGGUCAGAGUGAAGAACCAGACCGAGACGAAGCGUCAGUUUUCCCGCUUUGUUUAGAAUCAUCGACCGGUUAGCUGCGAACGGCUAAUUAACGGGAAAGCUAACGGGGAAGUUCCGGCGCAGGUGAAUUCAGGCUCGAGGCGCAGGUGUGUUUUCUUCCCGGGAAUCAAACAGGUGAGGAAAAACCUCGUCCAGGUUCAGCGUUACUAACUGAAUGAGCUCUAAACUGUGUUAACAUGUUGAAGAGGAGGGCGGUGGUCCGGAGUUAGCAUCAGGAGCUAACAUGAAGAAAACGAGAGAAAAACAAACAAAUCAGGUCAAAAUGUUUAAUUAACGAACUAAUUAACUAACAGAUUUAAUAACAAUUAAAUCUAAUGUCUGACACAUGCGCAGAAAGAGUCCUACUUUAUCUGUACAGAGGAGGAUCUGACACUUUUAAAAGAGAUUAUUGAUUAUUUUAGUCAAACUGCGUCAUGAUCAUUAAACCUAUAUUUCUAAUAUUAAAUCAUUAAUUAACUCCUUUAAUAAAGAGACAGCAGGGCUCGAGCUCUUAUUGAUUGUUCCUCUUAUAUAACCUCUUCAGAAAAAGCUGCUCUGUUCCUGGAAGAUGAUUUAAAUAAAGAUCUAACCGGGAAAUAACCGCUUUCUAAGGGAACAACUCCACAUAUUCGAGAGAUUUAAUUCACACAAAACAAACUUUAACUCUUUCUUACAGUCAUGAUACAUUAAGAGACAGUGUUUCUCAACUGGUCUCACCCUGGGACCCACAUUUUCCCAUGGUCCUUAAGUCGCGACCCACUUUUAUAGAAUUCCAUCCAAGCAAAUUUAUUUUUUAUUUAAAGAAAAACCUUUAAAGACUCAAAUCUUUAACAUAAAUCCACUUGUUUUAUUGAAUAAAUUGCCUUUCAGAGCACAUGAAGGCAACAACAUGAGGACGACAACUACUGAAGUUGCUUAUACAGAAAAUAUUGAAUAUCUAAUAAAUCUCGCAUUAAAUAUUUACUUUUUUGACCAGCUGUUUUUGACCCAUCCAGAACAUGUCCGUGACCCACUUUUGGGUCGGGACCCACCAGUUAAGAACCACUGCAUUAGGAGACAUGUCUAAAUGUAUUUAUUUUUGUUUUUAUAUAAAGGAUUUUACCUGAUGGAUGUACCUGCACCAACAUGACCAGCCUGUAAACAGCAUCAUUUCCCUGAAAACUGAGAUUUAUUUAACACCGUCUGUUCUGAGCCCUGUGUUUCUGUUGUGUGUCUGUCAGAGGACACCUUAGACAGCCUACUGCUGAGUUUAACUAACUAUAAUUAGGGCUGGGCGAUAAAACGAUAACAAUAUAUAUCUAAAAUUAAUUUCCCACGAUAUCAAUACAGGGCUCGACAGUGCAACCGUUUCACUUGCAUUAGCAAAUAAAAAUAAAUGUGUGCGAAUUGUAAAAUGUAUUUAGGGUCACGUGCGAAUAAAAAAAUCAGCCAAGGUAACAAAUGUUUUUUUUUUCCUGUAAAUAUGCCGGUGAAGUUAGUUUUAGGUUGGAUAUCUGACGGACAUUCACUGAGGAUCUAACGGUGUCUUCUCACUCUCCAUAACCGGGAAUAACAACAGCAGCGCAGUUAAAUCUACUCAGCACCCUCGCUGUCAAUGUCGGGGGUUGAAUAAGUGACCAUCAAUAAAUUACCAGUUGAUGUUCUCAGAAACGGCUGUUUUCCUUCAAUAGCUUCCAUGUCAUGUGACCAGUUGACCUAAAAUUGAUUUCAAAUAAUAAUGUCGACUAAUAAGACAUACCUCUUAUGUCCCUAAUUUGUUCUCAUAAAUUUUAAAUGUUGAAUUUUAAAGGCAAAUUUUGAACAUUUUCUUCAGUCUUCCAUGUCACGUGACCAGUUGACCUAAUUGAUUUGAAAUAAUAGUACUAUGGUCGGACAAUAAGACAAACAUUAUUUGAUCAAUUUUCAUUGAGCCCCUAAAGUCCUUUGUGUGCUCCUUACUUUUAUAAGUUAGGCGAACAUGUGAAAAAAUGUUGUGUCAAGCCCUGUAGUAUAAUACAUGGUCAAUAUGAUUUUCAAAAAUCGUCAUUCUGCCAUGUUUUGGUAGACUAUGCUAAUAGCCAAUGAAAAGGGAAGUUGCUCCGGGUCCGCUUCCUGCUAAACCAAUCAUGUGCUGAAUAAGAACCUAGUAUCAAACAACUGCGUAGUAGCAGACAGCAGCUAGAAAAUGAGUGCUACCCCCCGACAGAAAUUAUGAUGAAGGCUCAACAGAUGAUGACAUCGUUGACAACACUGGCACGAUAACGUUGGUGGUGUGGAGGUAUUUUGGUUUUUUGAGGUCGGACAUGAAGCAGAGUAAUGUGGACUGUAAAUUAUGUUGAGUACAUGUUCUCACAAAGUUGGGGAAUACCUCAAAUCUUUUUUCACCACCUGAAGCAGCGCCACACCGCAGAGCAUGCGCAAUGCAAAAGGUUACAAACCCAGAGAGGAGCAAGGAGCCCAUGGCGCCUGUGCAGCCGAAAUAGCUGACCAUUCAAUCCGCUUUCUCUAGAGCAACGCCUUAUGAUAAAACGUCAAAGAGACACAAAGACCUCACAGAUACAGUAGAUAUUGUACGUGAAAAGACAUGCGACCAAUAAACACUUACAUUUCAUUUUUUAUAUCCUGAUAUAUAUCUAUAUUGACUGAUAUGAAAAAAACUUUGUCCCAUAUCACCCAGCCCUACUUAUAACUGCAGACUUGAAUAUGAGUUGUGGGUUAUAAACAGUCUCUCAGAUCACAGACUCCAGUAAAGUGUACAAAAAUCACCCACCAAGCUUCUGUGAACCAACAUGUAAGAGGGUUGUGUGUGAGAUUUAAAAUCAGCCGACCUACUUCUUUUCUUUCAGUAGAACAAGAAAAGAUGAGUGGAGGACUGAACAGCAUCGAGGCAGUGAAGAAGAAGAUCAAAGUCCUGCAGGAGCAGGCGGAGGAGGCAGAUGAGAGGGCAGAGAGGCUGCAGAAGGAGGUGGAGAGGGAGAAGAGAAGCAGAGAGGAGGUACACAAACACACACACAUGUACAGGUUACACAGGGAGGGACACACACCUGAAUCCUCAUUUAUAAAUAUACACAACUAAUGCUGUUUGAAGACAUUUUACUAACGACUCUAGCCAAGAUAUUCACACCUGAGAGAACCGACUCUAAAAUCCUGCUGCUGGUCUAUAAAGUCCUGAAUGGUUCUGGUCCAAAAUACAUCAAUAAUCUACUCGGUCAGUAUGAACCAUCCAGACCGCUCAGCCAGUGGCGGUUCUAGACCAAAUUACUCCCCGGGCGAGCACCUCUCCAAGUGCCCCCCCCCCCCCAACAAAAAUAAUAUAUUUCUCAAUUGCAGAAAUCCUUUAAUAGAAAAAAACAAAAUUCUGAGGGCCAUUUUCAGAAGGGCCCCCAGAUCCUGAGGUUUUCUGACGUGCUAAGGUUUACAAAACAGCUGCUAUCUCGGCCUCUGUAGUAGAUAGAAAAAAAAUUCAAAAAGUAUUUGAGAGCUUAAACAUGUGGCUUUCAAGAAAGCUCUCUUUCAGUUUUGCGAACCUUCAUCACAUUUUGAAAACCUUGAACAAACAAACUUAAAUGAAAUAAAGCGGCUGUAUAAAUAAAAGUAAUGGCUCUGCACUGGAGAAUGACAAAUAAUUUGCUUUCUGUAAAACAAGUGGCAGUCAUGAUAAAGUGUCCAUUCAAUACAAAUGUAAAUAUAGAAAAUAAGGUGUUGAAAGGGUAUACAGCUGCCCCAGUAUAGUGCCAGUACAAAAGCAGAACUAAACACUAUAAAAUGAAUAAAUAAAUACGUGGCUGACAGUGUGUUCAUCUCUGUUCUCACCCAAAGUCAUGCAACACUCAGAGAAAACGCUGAUAGUGUGAGCCAAAGCACUCCAUAUGAAGAGGUUGUUCACACUGCUGGAUGUUUCUCCUCUGAAGCUGCUCUCUGCCUCCGUCAUUGUUUACUUUACUCAUGAAGCUCAUCAAGCACGUAGCAAGAUCCGAGCAUGAACCCGAGCGCUUUAUUCGCCUAUCAAAGGCAGACGGGUACGGUGAUUUCAUUCACCGCGACUCCAGAAAUGAUUAAAAAACUACAAUAUGACGUGUCCGCGCUCCCGCUGAUAUGCUGACAUGCGUACACAGAGCAGAGCUGUCCCCCCGCGACUCUCUCCCCGCCUCGUCUCCUACAGUCUGUAAGCCUCUGUGCAGCACCUUCGGAGCAAGCAGGGGCGCCUACAGCAGCGGGGGGCGCCAAUUUGACAACAAGAGUUAAUACAAAACCGCUGUGCGGUUAAGCUUUAUUAUUAUUAUCUUUUAUUUUAUUUUUUUGGAAGUGCUCGUGCCGCCCCCCAUGAGUCAUGACACAAAUGCCGCCCCGGGCGGCUGCCCUGUUCGCCCGUGCCUAGAACCGCUACUGCGCUCAGCCCAUCUGUCGCAGGUUUGCUUCCUGUCCUCAGGGUCAGAACCAGACAUGGGAAAGCAGUGUUCAGUUUUAGUGCUCCUAAUAUCCGAACAGAAGACCUGAAAAUGUCUGAGUCCUCUUAGACCGAGGUUUAACACUGACCUGUUUACAGCCGCUCAGAGUUUGAUCACUUCAGCAGGUUACUUGGCUCUGUAACUUUGUAAAUCUGUCUAAUUUACUGUGUUUUCACCUUUUUUUAUUUUCUUGCUUUGACUUUAAUGUUUGAAUGAUUUUAAAAGUUUUCUUUCAGUCUGUUUUUCUGACCUUUUAUGAUUCUUGUGUGAAGCUCUCUGAACUGCGUUGUCGCUAAAUGGGCUGUAGGAAAAAUCUCGUCUUGCCUGUUACUCCUCGUCUGUAACCCUCACUUGACUCAGAGGUGGGACGACAUAAGGAGGGAGAAGGUAGUAACAGAGGUGCAAUCAGUCUGUAUUAUGUGUCACCAAUUAACAACAAAUACAAUCUUGAGAUUCUUCACUUUGUUAUCUAUGCAGGCCCAGCAUCGUGAGAUAUGACCGAGUUCCACAAGAAACAAAGAAAUAUGAAGAAAAAUUUAAGAAAGAAACAAAAAAACAGGAAUAAAUAUGAACCAAGUGCUCACUACAGAGAUGUCAGUAUAAAGUGUGAUGACUUUAUUGAGGAAGAGUAACCAUCUGUCUUCCUCUAAAAUCACACAAAGAUCAUAAAUGUUGAAGUAAUUUGAGUGAAAUCUCAAACAUGAACGAUAACAGAGCGCUCGGUUCACACCAGGGUUCAGUCACAGUCUAACUACAUUGGCAGGAAGCUCAGACAUGCAGACAGCAGAGGAGUAUGAGACAAGAUUGAGGCCCACAGUUUCAGCUUUGAUGUUCUGACCUGGUCUCUGGUCCAUGUCUUGGACCGAGUCCCUGAUUUUUGUAGUCCUUCUCCAGGAGUUUUCUUUAUUGGUCAUCUUUGUCUUGAUGCUGAAGUGUCCUCUAAUGGCCUUGACCUGUUUGCACAGAGUGAGGAGUUUACUGAUCCGAGCUGAUAUUGAUUUUAACGUUUAUUCUAAAAUGAUUGAUUAAUCUCUGUUCAGAUUGUUAUGAUCAGAAUUUAAUGAACUCAACUGUGAGCGUGCUUUUAAAGACUACAGACAGAGCACUACAGCUCUACAGAGUGACUAUCAGUGUGUGCACGUAUGUUAUCGAAUUAUCGUCCAGCACUAACACACACAUACACACACACGAGGAAAACGUGUUUAUGUUGUGUAUCAGUUGUGUAUCUUAAGUCCUAGACCAGCUGUAGGUUUCUCUGGGUCAGUUUAUUCCCUGAGGGUCGCCUGACAGGCUCUGUGACUGUGAGCUCUCUAUCCCUUUUCUGUGUCUGACAGGCUGAGGCAGAGGUGACGGCUCUGGGUCGCCGCCUGCAGCUCAGUGAGGAGAACCUGGACCGAGCCCAGGACCGCCUGACCACCGCCCUGCAGAAACUGGACGAGGUGGAGAAGGCCGCCGACGAGAGCGAGAGGUGCAACUCACCACCCACUCACCUGAGACUCACCUGAAUCACAUAACAGGCUCACCUGAGGUUUAUAACAGACAGACCUGAUACCCACGACUGCUAACAGGCUCACCUGAAACUCAAACAGGCUCUCCUGAGUCAUACUUGAGCCACACAGCAGACUCACCUGCUGGGACAUACCUGAGACAUACCUGAGUCUGAUAAUAGUCACCUUGACUUGAGGCUCAUUACAGAGUCUCCUGAGACAUGUCGAACAAAAAGAACAGGUACACCAGAGCUAAUAUGAGAUACUGAACAGACUGACUUCAGACACACACCUGUGACUGUUUUAGCUGAUAUCUUUCACUCACCUCCAGCCUCUCUCACCUGUCUGUUUCUCACCUGUCUGUCUCCCCUGCCAGGGGAAUGAAGGUGAUCGAGAACAGAGCUCUGAAGGAUGAGGAGAAGAUGGAGCAGCUGGAGAUUCACCUGAGGGAGGCCAAACAGAUCGCAGAGGAGGCCGACCGCAAGUAUGAGGAGGUAGGACAACAUACACAAAACAAUACACACUCUAUACACACACUGUACACACACUACACACACAAUACACACACUAGCCAUACACACCACACACUACACUCUGUAUUAUCACUACAAACAGCUCCUAGGGGAGGAUCACAACUAUGAACACAAUACACAACACAAUACACAAUAACUCAAGUACAGAAACCGACACAAACUAAUGGUUUUGAACAGGUAACACAGAAACACACACCUGACCACCUGUGACAUCAUGUGAUGUGAUAAGAGUGUAUUUGAUUGACAGGUGGCCCGUAAACUGAUGAUUAUUGAAGGAGAUCUGGAACGAUCUGAAGAAAGGGCGGAGGUCGCAGAGAGGUACGCACGCACACACACACACACACACACACACACACAUUGUGCAUGUCUAACAGCUGCUCACAGCAUGAAGCUGCUCUGAUUGGCUCUGACAGACAGGUGCAAGUGUUUCACUCUAACAGCAGGAGAAGGAGACGCUCACCUGCUCAGGUGGCGUUCUGCUCUCACAGCUGAUUGGCUGACAGAGUGGAACGCGCUGUACCUGUGAUAUCACGCUGAUGACCCAGGCAUGAUGUUGCACCCAUAGACUGUAUAUACUAUGGACAACCUGGUUCCGCCUUCUGCCUGUAUACGGAUUUGAAGCCAGAAAGCUCUCGGUAAUUCCGGGUUUUUCUCCACUUCCUUGAAACCAGAGCUGCGCAGUAGCGAUGCGCGCAUUCGGCCGCGCAGUCGCCGAGAGUCGCUGUGAUGACACUCGGCUCAAACAGCGUAUCCCCCUGGGUGAGCUACGCAAUCCCUGAACGCCCAUAGGCUGUACCAGGUGUCAAUCAUAGAAAACAUGAACCCCCUAAUAACUUUUAAAAACGGAGCUGUACAGAAAAAAGAGGACUUGGGCACAAACCAGUCUUACAAUAACUACAUGUCAACAUCAAAAGCAGGGGGGAGAAAAAUUUAUGUUCUGUGUAAUAAAUUUCUAAAGUUUGUCCACAGUCCUAUAAGCUUUGCUGGCGGAGGCGUGAUUUAUGACCUGUACUGCAGCCCACCAUCAGAGGGUGCUGUUCUUGGAGUGGCUUCACCCAGCGAGGUGGCAGACUCUGUCCAUCUUAUAUACAGACUAUGGUUGCACGGCUUCACUGACAGCGCUCUAAUCCUGCUGCAUCCAUCUUUCUCUUCCUGUCUGUUUCCAUGGAAACGUCAUGCUACCUGCCCAUCCACCUGCCUUUCUUUCCGCCUGUCUGUCUGUCCGUCUAACAGUAAAGUUAGGAGGUUGGAGGAGCAGCUGAGGAGUUUCGACCAGUCACUGAAGAGCCUGCAGGCAUCUGAGGAUAAGGUACAGUGGGUCACCUGAGCGCCCACCUGCUGUCAAUCACCCACCUGCGGCUCCUCCUCCUUCUGCUGCCUCACCUGACCUCUGACCUCUGAUCACAGCUGUUGCUUCAGCUCCUCCUCCUGCUGCUCUGCAUGGCUUUAACUGCUGCAUCCAACUAGGCACAAACUAUGAGUUAACUACACACGAACUACAAGCUAACUGCAAACUAACUACACAAUAACUAUAUAAAACCAUAUAGUCUUGAUAGUACACACUAACUACAUUAACUACAUACUGGCUACAUAAAACUGUAUAGUCUAUGAACUACACAGAAACUACAUACUAACAAUGCACAAACUACACACAAACUACACAAUAACUGCAUAAACCUAACUACAAGCGAACUACACAUGAACAACACAAUUACACACAAACUACGCAUAAACUAUACACUAACUACAUAAAACCGUAUAGUCUAUAAAGAACACACAAACUGCACAAUAACUACACACUAACUAAACACGAACUACAUAAUAACUACGCACAAACUAUAAACUUACACGCUAUACACAUAAAACCAUAUAGUCAAAGUACACACAAACCACACACAAUCUACACACUAAAAAUGCACUGACUACACACAAACUACACAAAACAUCAUAAAACCAUAUAGUCUUAAAAGCACACACGAACUACAUACUGGCUACAUAAAACUAUAUAGUCUAUGAACUACACACAAACUACACACUAAAAACACACAAACUAUGCACAAACUACACACUAACUACAAGCUAACUACACACUAAAAUACACACUAACUACACAGAAACUACAUACUAAACUACAUACGAACAAUGCACAAACUACACAUAAACCACACACAAACUACACAAUAACUGCAUAAACUACACACUAACUAUAAGCGAACUACACAUGAACAACACAAUUACACACAAUCUACGCUUAAACUAUACACUAACUACAUAAAACCAUAUAGUCUAUAAAGAACACACAAACUGCACAAUAACUACACACUAACUAGACAUGAACUACACAAUCAUUACGCACAAACUAUAUACUUACAAACUAUACACAUAAAACCAUAUAGUCAAAGUACACACAAACUACACGCCAACAACAUAAAACCAUAAAGUCUAUAAAAUACACUAACUACACACUAAAGGCACACUCACUACAUAAAAAUGUUAAGGCUAUUAAGUACACACUAACAACACACAAACUACGCACUAACCAAAUAAAACCACAGUCUAUAAAGUAAACAAAAAAACAUACAGCCUAUUAAGUACACACAAACUACGCACUAACCACAUAAAACCACAGUCUAUAAAGUACACACUAGCUAAACACCAAACUACACACUAACUACAUAAAAAUAUCUAGUCUAUUAAGUAUACACUAACUACACACAAACUACACACUAAAUACACAGAAACUACACACUAUACUACACACUAACUACAAACUAACUACACACUAACUGCAUAAUACAGUAUAGUCUAUAAAGUACACACUAACUACAUAAAAACAAAGUCUAUAAAGUACACACAACUACACGAUAACUACACAAUUACUACACACUAAAUACACACAAACUACUCUUACUAUACACUAAACUACACACUAACUACAUAAAACCAUAUAGUCUAUAAAGUACACACAAACUACACACUAAAUACACACAAAGUACAUAAACCAAUAUAGUCUAUAAAGUACACACAAACUACACACUAACUUCACACAAACUACACACUAACUACAUAAAAACACAGUCUAUAAAGUACACACUAACUACACACACUGCACAAACUUAAUUUUAACACCAUAAUCUACCUUCAGAUUUAAACCCGUUCAACACAAUCCACUGACAAAGUACUGACACUACACUUCAACUUCACACAUGAAAUACACACACAUAGACUACAUUUUAAAACUACACAAACUACACACAAACUAUCCUCAAAUUACACAGUCUGCGACUAAUCUACUCAUACCACUUAAACAUCACACACGACAUUUGAAAACCACACACAAACUACACACCACAUCAAACUACUCUCAAACAAUGCUGGAACUACACAGAAACUGCUCGGCACUACUGUGGGUGGGGUCGGUUCAGGUAUCAGGUGAGAUAAACUCUGAGGUGUGUCCCUGCAGGGAGGCAGGAGGCGCUGUUUCCCUGUUCUCUCCUGUAAGGCGUUAAUGUUCCUCACAGGUGACAACAGUUGAUCAGGGUUUAAACCUCACCUGUUUACCUGAGCAGAGCCCUCAGAACACAGACACACCGGUCUGACCUGUCUCUGAUGUGACCUUUGACCUGCAGUAAAGCCCGAACUCUGGAGGAGGAGCUGAAAAAUGUCUGCAUUAGUUCAAAGUCUCUACAGGCCAUGGCAGAGAAGGUAGGAGGAGGAGGAGGAGGAGGGGGUUAGGAACUCACCUGCAGCAGGUGUGAUUAAGGACUGAUACAUCCAGAACUGUCUUAAUACCUGAUUGGCUGUUAGUCAGUGUUCCUCUUUUCUGAUUGGCGGUUUGUCUCUCUUAGUAUUCUAUGGAAGAGGAAAAGUACGAGGAGGAGAUCAGGAAGCUGACCAGCAAACUGAGAGAGGUCAGAGCAAACUUCAUAAACUUUUUUUAUUACCUGCUGUCUUCUUGUGUGUUACCUUCUGUUUGCAAUAUUUUUUUUGUAGGAUGGUAGGGGAAGGUCCCGCCCUUCUUCGCCUCUAAAUUUGCUCUAGAGGCACCAAUCGUGCUGGGCUCCGAUUGGUUAUUCCUUAUGGCUAUGAAAUGUCAUCGUCUGUCAGGUUAGGAGAUUGAGAAUUGCGAUAAUGUUCUGUUCGAUGUAGAGAGCCGACAGCCCAUGUUCGGCUUGAGCGUGUGAUGAUGUUUCCAGUAGGGCCAGACCGAUAUGGAUUUUUUGGGGCCGAUACCGAUUAUUAGUGGGGGAAAAAAUCUGAUUACCGAUUAUCUGGCCUAUUUUUAAACAAUUUUUAUGAAGUUCUAAAAUUUUGUUAAUUUGAGUAACAUAUCUACAUAUUUACUUUUUUUUUUUUCAAACACUUCUUCAAAGAAUUAAAGGCAGAAAACUCAUUUCAAAUCCUUUUUAUUGCUAAACAUUAAGCAUGUGUUUACAUAAUAUGAAUUCUUUUCAGCUUAUUAUUCAGACUGUAGCGGGUGUGAGUCUGAUUAUUUUGUCAACCUCCAUCAUGUCAAACUCACACACUCGUCAUCCUCUAAAAGAAAUAGCCUGUAUAAAUAAGUUAAAAUGAAGCUAACUCGCGUACAUCAUAAAAAACAACUUGACACUUGAUAUACUGUAGGCUACUGGUCUUCACACCAACAGGGAGACCAACUGAUCAUCUCAGUAAUAUUCCUCGCAUUUAUCAUGAAUCAAACUCAGACCAGAAAAGCGUUUUCAACUACCCCCCCUCCCCACCGAUCGGUGCCUCCACGUCUUAACUCACGUUACUCAUUUCUGGUCCAGUCUCAUCUGGAGACAUGCAGCUGCCUCAGUAAGAGAAGUAGCUCGAUCACAUAAUGUGUACUGCUGUUUAUUCUACCGUUACUGGCACGGCUAACAGUGUAGCAAGGCUAAUAGCAGAUGGCUAACUCUAACUUUAGCUUGCAUAUUACAUGGUGCUUCACCAUUAACUCGGCGUGACCGAGACCAGCACAGGGGGGAACAUGGUGAAGUGGGUUGAACUAAAACUUGUUGAACUGAAAACUGAUUGUGUAUUUCACAAACUGUUUUAUUUACCCUUGAGGCGGACCACUCUCCUCUGUGCGUCCCUGCCACUGCCUGCUUCAUAUCUGUCACUCUGCUGUGCUGUGAGGUAGUUAGUGGAUGAAGAUUGUCAAGAGGUCGCCGCACCAUCUACUGGAUAAGUCGGGGAACUUUUUAAAUGGCGGAACAUUUUCAAAGUGAAAACAAAUCUUAUUCUCUGCAUUUUACUUCUGAAAAUAUCAGCGAAAAUCGAGGGGUUUUGGCCUAUUACAGAGUACUCUCAAAUGGGCUAAAAUUGGCCGAUUUAAUCAGCACGCCAAUAAAUUGGUUGGGCCCUAGUUUCCAGUUUUUCUAGCCAACAAGAGGCAAGGGAGGUGGGACCUUCCCCUACCAUCCUACGAAAAACAUAUCACCUUCUGGCUUCCUGUUUGUCACCUGUGUCCCUCUGUUCCAGGCUGAGUCCAGGGCUGAAGUUGCCGAGCGUACGGUGGUGAAACUGGAAAAAAAUAUCGAUGGCCUGGAAGGUAAGGAUCCGAUUUAAUGCAAGACGUCUCUCUCUCUCUCACCAUCUCUGUUCUCUCUCUCUCUCUCUCUCUCGCUGUCUCACCCUCUCUCUCUCUCUUUCUCUCUAGGUCUAUCUCUCUCUCUGUCUCUUUCUCUCUUCUCUGUCUCUCUCUCUCUCUUUCUCUCUUCUCUGUCUCUCUCUCUCUGUCUCUCUCUAAUCAAAUGUUAUAAUUCAGACUAACUGACAACGAUUCGUCCUCUCAAUCCGAUGGUGUGAUGUUUAUUUUUUUUUUUUUUCAGACGCUCUGACCUCGGCCAGAAACGCCAACAUGGAGCUGCAGGCGACCCUGAAUCAGACCAUGGAGGAGCUGAACUCCUGCUGAACCUCCUUCCCUCGCUGCCCCCCCCCUUAAUGCUCUCCUCCCUCCCUCCCCCUUUGCUUCCUGAUAGACUGGUGUCAGGGACUUUGUGGCCAAAACAUUCCAUGAAAAACCUCCCCCCUCCUCCUUCCUGCUCCUGUUGGGGAGGUCGGGGUUGAACUUUUCUCCCCCCCCUCCUCUUUUUAUCUCUAACUGAUUCCUGCUCCUCUGGAUUGGGAGUGUUGCUUUGACUAACUUCUCCUCCUCCCCCCUCUCCUCUCCUCACCCCCUGCUCCUCCUCCUCAGUAUUAUGUGAGGGAGGUGAGAGGGGGAGGAGGAGGAGGUGCAGAUAUGUUUUGUGUGUAUAAGGGAGUUUAACACCGACUUACAGCCAUUCCUUUGUGAAUUAACCACUAAUUCCCUCUGAGUGUUUCCGUCUCAACGGUCCGUCUCUCAGCUCCUCGCUUCAUUCGCCGUCUGUUAGAGCCAAUCUCAUGUUAGCCAAUGAGCUGUCUGUGUUUUAAAGGGGGGCAAUCACAGCGAGGCAUUCCACUGCCGUGUAUAAGGCAGCCCAUGGGCCAAUCAGAGUGCAGAGACGCAUCCACUUAUUCCUACAGGUGACCUUUGACCUGAUGCCAUGAACAAAUAAAGUUUAAAAAGUUUUUAUCGGGAGGCCAGUGACGUCAUCGCCGCUCUGAUGUCAUCGCCGCUGUUACAGCUCAUUGUAAUUAAUCAUGAGACAGAUUUUAUAAAAUAAAAGCACUGUUACUGGUUUGUUGAUCCAA
This is a messenger RNA of Xyrichtys novacula (pearly razorfish), 13307 nucleotides long. NCBI's taxonomy places the organism in Eukaryota, Metazoa, Chordata, Actinopteri, Labriformes, Labridae. The record is from the annotation of a GenBank genome assembly.